AUGGCAAUCGGAAAAAAUAUUUCUUUAAAUUUAAAAGAAAAUUUAGAAGAAAAUAAUAAAAUACUUGAAGUUUUGGGGGAUUAUUUUUAUAAUAAAAUAUUUAAACUUCAACAUCCCCAGGAUUGUAAAAUUGCUAGAUUUCUUGUUUGUAAGUUGGAACAGUUUUGUGGAUUUGGAUGUGUAAUGCAUCAUAUUAGUUUUUGUCUGUCAAUAGCAAUGGGAACAAAUAGAACAUUAAUAUUUGAAGAUGAUGGUAUUAAAUGGAGUUAUAAUGUUAGAUGGAAUGAUAUAUUUGAGCCUAUUACAAAUUGUAAUUAUGGAGAGGAUAUUGCCCCUUGGCUUCCAAUAAAUAAUUACAAAGAUAUUUCGGCAAGGAUUGAAAGACAAUUAUUUUUAGAUAGAAGAAGUGAUAUUUCUUUCGAAGUAAAUUAUCAGCCUGAAGUUUUGCCAAAAGAAUUUUCAGAAAUACUUUUUACCCAACAUUCAAAUCCUUCCCUUUGGUUUCAUGGACAAUUAAUUAGAUAUAUUUGGAGAGAAAGUCCAGUAACUCGUGAAAUACUUGAAAAAAUUGAAGCAAAGAUACCCUUUGUUGAAGGUAAUAUAUUGAAAUUCUUUUGA
Meloidogyne enterolobii is the source of this 618-nucleotide messenger RNA. Lineage: Eukaryota; Metazoa; Nematoda; Chromadorea; Rhabditida; Meloidogynidae. The record is from the annotation of a GenBank genome assembly.